Molecule: messenger RNA, 543 nt
Organism: Pleuronectes platessa (European plaice)
Lineage: Eukaryota; Metazoa; Chordata; Actinopteri; Pleuronectiformes; Pleuronectidae
Gene: spata4
Product: spermatogenesis associated 4
Exons: 7
Coding region: 1-543 (180 amino acids)
Biological process (GO): regulation of cytoskeleton organization
Cellular component (GO): axoneme
Molecular function (GO): microtubule binding
Source: RefSeq, a predicted model, not a curated record
AUGCUUGUUUGUUCAGCAGCACGUCUUUCACUGUGUCCUCAACCUACAGGAGUGUCCAGAGAAGUGGUGAAGUGGCUGCAGAGCUUCUACCUGACAUUUCAUGUGAAGAAUGUGCUCAGGAUUUUUUCCAGUGGUUACCUUGUGGCAGAGAUAUGCUCUUGUUAUUGCCCCCAGCACUUCCCAGAGCAUUCAUUUUACAGAGGAACAUCACUUUCUGCCAAGCAGAGGAACUGGAGCCGGAUAGAGCGGAUAACUAUUAAACUGUCCCAGAAGCAGAGUUUGCGCUUGACCAAGGAGGUUGUGGAUGGAACCAUUCACUGUAAACCAGGAGCAGCUGAGCUGUUGAUCAGGGACACUCCAGUUACAACUUACACACAUCACUGCUUCAUAGUCGACUUAAAUAUCAGGAACCCUGAGGGUCUAGAGUUUGACUUGACUCGCUCCACGGCCUCUAAAGUCAUCAAGAACAACCUGAGGAUAACGGAGAUCAUGGCGACGCCCGACAUCAGAACAGAGAGGGGUCGCAACCCUGGACGUUUGUAA